Messenger RNA from Micromonas pusilla CCMP1545, 1528 nucleotides. RefSeq lists its product as uncharacterized. The record is from RefSeq and is a predicted model, not a curated record. NCBI's taxonomy places the organism in Eukaryota, Viridiplantae, Chlorophyta, Mamiellophyceae, Mamiellales, Mamiellaceae. Bases 1 to 1197 code for a protein of 398 amino acids. The transcript has a single exon.
AUGGCGUCUUGGGGCGUAUCCCCGUCGCCGAAGGACCGAACCCGCCCGCAACCGACGACGAAGGGCAAGGGAAACAAAGCGAACUGGGGCUACAGCUACAAGCCCACGAUCGAAGAAAACCCAUUCUCGGACUGGGCGGAUACGCACCGGCACUUGGCGAGCCCGUCGCGUCAGCGCCCGACGGCGACGACGAAGGAGAAGCCGCGGUGGAAGCGGAGCACGGACACGACGGACCAGUUCCCGAGGCUCGCGGACUCCCCCGCGCGGGCGUACGGUCGCUCCGGCGCGGAGACAGGAGGCGGCGUGUUCACCCCCAGAGGCGGUGGCAAGGAGACGUGGAAACGAUACGAUUUGCCUCCGCUCGGUACCGCGCAGCUGGACGAGACCGUCGUGAAAGGGACGCUCGGUCCGCGGAUCUCGAACCCGCAGUCGUCGUUCGGGAAGCAGACGCUCGGGCACAAGAAGAACGAGCCCGCGACGGUCUUCUCGAGGACCGAUCGCGUCGCGGCGUCGCGGCUCUUCGUGCGAUCGGACAACCCGAAUCGACACGUCCAAGACUCCGUGGAGCAGGCGGAGUUUUACGAGGGCGGACGACGCGUCAACAGCGGCGGUCAGAGGGUGAUCCGACCGGGGCCGGGGCAGUACGAGCGCGACGCGCCGUGGGAGAAGUUCGGGAACCACGGGACCAAGACGGACUUUGGCAAGCGCGAGGGGCGGUACGGGCCCGUCGAGCACUACAAAAUCAUUCGAGAGCCGCAAGCCGGCGCCGCGUACGACCAGGUAAGGCGACUCAACGAUAGGGAUAGCGGCAUGGACGGCUUCGACAAAGACUACAGCUCGCUGGGACGUCAGCUGUCCGCGGAGAAGGGCACGGCGCCGGAGUUGACGUUUAAGUCUCGCACGACGCGCGAGCAGAACAAAGGGAAGUACAUCGGCGGCGGUUUCGAGCGCGAGGACCUCAACAGAGACUCCCCGGGGCCCGCGGCGAACUACGACGCCGCGCCGAGCUCGUUGGGGACGCAGAGGACGAGCAAAUACAACACGGCGCCGGCGUACAAGUGGGCGCCGUCGCGCAACUUGAAGCCCGGAGAGGACGUCAACUUGAUGAACGCGCGCGUCGCGAAAGCGGACCGGAACGGCGUCGUGCUCUUCGCGCGGAAGCCGCUCGACACGCCCGGGCCAGGGGCGUACUUCUAGACGCCGCCGGUCCCGAAGUCCACGCGGAAGAGCGUCUCCGCGGGCGUCGCCGCCGGAGCCGGGACCGGGACCGGGACCGGGGCGGCGGCGGCGAGCGCGGGCGCGGGCGUUUCCGGCGACGCGGGGGAAGCGCGCGCGACGACGGCGGCGACGAAGAAGCGAUGACCGACGCGAUCGGAUCGGCCGGGGCGAGCGAGGGGGGAGAGAGGGGGUAAGUAGGCGGGAAGAACGACAGACGGGAGGAGGGAUGGGGGCGAGCAAGACGACCGCGAGGGGUGUAGGGGUAACGUAAUUCAGUUUUAACCACGCAAGCACAGCAGAGUGCGAAAAG